Messenger RNA from Phlebotomus papatasi, 1113 nucleotides. It is a transcript of the gene P32, whose product is annotated as complement component 1 Q subcomponent-binding protein, mitochondrial. Bases 171 to 971 code for a protein of 266 amino acids. NCBI's taxonomy places the organism in Eukaryota, Metazoa, Arthropoda, Insecta, Diptera, Psychodidae. Gene Ontology annotation, biological process: cytosolic ribosome assembly. Gene Ontology annotation, cellular component: mitochondrial matrix. The transcript is spliced from 4 exons. The record is from RefSeq and is a predicted model, not a curated record.
CAAAAUUUUUGCUUUAAUUCUUGAAGCGCGUUAUCGCGCAUCGGACCUAAAGUAUUCCAGUCGCCUAAUAUUUCCAAUAACUCAGAGCCUGUUAUUCUGGAAAGUGAAGAAGUGCAUUUCGUUGGAUUACCUCAUAAUCUUUCUCCUGGGAUAAAAAGUGUACAAUCAGCAUGAAUAAUCUUGUAAGGUCAGCAUUUAGAAUUGCCCCUUUGAGGAGCAUAGUGUCACCCAUGCGAUCAACACUCGGUAAGAGAGAAUUUACAAGAACUCUCUGGCACAUGUCGAGGAAGCCGGAAGAUUUUAUUGCCAGUAAAGCCCUUGUCCAGCAUAAUCCCAGUCUUGGAUGUACCUGUGGCUGUGGUGCCAAGUUCAUUCACACUAAAGGGGAAAGAGAGCUCGUAGAAUUUUUAACUGAAGAAAUUGUGGCUGAAAAGAAGGCGCAGAAAGUUAAAUCAAUUCCUACAACUGUUGAAGGUUUCAAGGUAAAGAUCAAUGGACCAGAAGUGGAGCUGACAAAGGAAUCUGAUAAGGAAACGAUCAAAAUAUCCUUCAAUGUCAACCAUACAGUAGACACUGAUGAGGAAGCUGAAAUUGAUCCCACGAUGGACAAGCCCAAUCUGGCCGAGAUGAAAAGCAAACCCCAAUUUGAGGUGGAUAUUGUAAAGGGAAAUCAGACUCUUUCAUUCACAUGUUCUUUCCUGCAAAAUCAAGGAGAAGAAGCUGAAGGAUACAAUGAUAUUUUUGGAAUUGAUGAGAUUGUUCUGUACGACGGAGAGUGGACAGAAAAUAAUUAUGCUGUGGCAGGAGAUGUCUUGGAUGGAUAUUUGUAUGAUCUCCUGAUGAAUCUCCUCGAGGAGAAGGGUAUUAGCAACGAAUUCGUUGACAAACUGUCCGAAUUCAGCACAAUCUACGAACACUCCCAGUACAUCUCUCUCCUGGAGAGGCUCUCGAAAUUCACAAUUGGAAAAUAGAAUGGUGCAAGGAGACUGCCAAGGAAUUAGGAAUUAGCAAAGAGAAACCAAUUAGAUUUCACUCGUAAAUGUAUUUUUCUUUUGUUACAAUUUAUUUUCCAAUGAAUUAUCAAUAAAUUCUGAUUAAUAGUUUAAAAGAGUA